Exophiala aquamarina CBS 119918 is the source of this 1725-nucleotide messenger RNA. RefSeq lists its product as uncharacterized. Gene Ontology annotation, biological process: intracellular calcium ion homeostasis; calcium ion transmembrane transport. Gene Ontology annotation, cellular component: fungal-type vacuole membrane. NCBI's taxonomy places the organism in Eukaryota, Fungi, Ascomycota, Eurotiomycetes, Chaetothyriales, Herpotrichiellaceae. Gene Ontology annotation, molecular function: calcium:proton antiporter activity. The transcript has 5 exons. The record is from RefSeq and is a predicted model, not a curated record. Bases 1 to 1725 code for a protein of 574 amino acids.
AUGCAUCGCGUACGCGCAUGGGCGCACUCUUCUGCCCAUAAGAACAAAUUCAACCCUUGGUCGCAGGACCUUGAGCAUGACGCGGCUUCGAAAGAUGGUCAAGCACAGAUUGCUGAUGAAGAAAAGCGCGACGAGCGCAAAGAAUCCCUCGCCUCUCGAUUCUUGGCCAACGCAAAGACCGCACUCUUCCAUAGCUGGGUGAAUGUCUUGCUCAUUUUUGUUCCGGUUGGCAUUGCAGUCCACUUUGCCAACGUUAAUCCCAAUGUUGUCUUCGCUCUUAAUGCCGUCGCCGUCAUACCUCUAGCAGGUCUCCUUACCUUCGCCACAGAAUCUGUUGCCCAUAGGCUUGGUCCAACUCUUGGUGCCCUAAUGAAUGUCUCUAUUAUUGCACUUGUGAAAAACGAGAUACGCAUCGUUCAAGCAGCUUUGAUUGGAUCACUGCUCGCAAACCUGCUACUCAUCCUGGGCAUGGCCUUCCUGAUAGGAGGUCUUGAAUAUCAGGAGCAAAUCUACGACAGCACAGUUACACAGAUGUCCGCUGCUCUGUUGGCCCUGGCUGUGCUCAGUCUUCUCAUUCCCACCACGUUCCAUGCUUCCUUCAACGAUCUAGACCUUGCAGACCGACAAGUUCUCAAACUUAGCCGAGGGACUUCCGUCAUUCUCCUCCUCAUCUAUUUCCUGUAUCUGCUUUUUCAGCUCAAGUCCCAUGCAUAUUUGUACGUUGGCACGCCGCAACACCGUAUAGAUGAACAGUCCGCGCCUGGAAUUCUCGCUCGUUUCGACUCUACCAGUUCUUCUUCGGCAACCUCGUCUCGAGCUUCAACCUCAAGUACAGGAUCCCGUCGCCGAGUUCGAAAGGGCAUCCGAGCAAAACUAGGACGAAAACGAGAGGAAAGGACGGAAGAGACGAUCGAAGCUGAAGGAGGCCCACUGACAGAAGAGCCUGAAACACUGAGUAACGCUCAAGGAAAGAGACCUCAACCGAACAGUACGUCAGCGAAGCAUCAGAACCUGGAAGGAGAAAACCCCUCUCCUCAGUCAGGUGUAGGUACCAAGUCGAAGAAGCCGAAUCCUGCACCCCGGGGAAUCUCCUUUCGCACGCCUCCUGUUUUCCGAUCGACGACCCUGCCUCCCGGAAGCGACUCGAACAGAACCUUCCCAGCUCAUCCGCUACGGCUUUCCCGCUCGGAUCCGGGUGAUAGCCAGCCUGGCUCUACAGCUGCUUCACAUACUAGGAGAACAGACUCACCCAAGAUUCCUGCACAGGGGGAAGCAGGCGAGGCGCCUAUGAGCCAAUCCGCGUCUAUUGUUCUCCUCCUGAUCUCCACAGGGUUGGUUGCGUUGUGCGCAGAGUUUCUGGUUGGAAGUAUUGAGCAUUUGGUUGAAAACACGCCCAUUUCGGAGGCCUUUAUCGGUCUCAUCAUCCUCCCAAUCGUGGGAAAUGCCGCCGAACAUGUGACUGCAGUCACCGUCGCAGCAAAAAACAAACUUGAUCUCGCACUCGGAGUUGCGUUGGGGAGCUCCAUACAGAUCGCCCUGUUUGUGACACCAUUCGUUGUCAUUUUGGGAUGGAUCCUCGACAAAAAUAUGUCCCUUUACUUCAGUCUCUUUGAGACUGGAUCUCUAUUCGUGGCGACCUUCAUCGUCAAUUUCUUGGUACUCGAUGGUCGGAGUAAUUACCUUGAGGGAGCUCUUCUUUGCGCAUGUUACAUUAUUGUUGCGUAA